CUGUUGCUAGGGCCAGGGAGCUCUGCAAGGCUCCCAUUAGCCAGUCACACGGGGAGGGACCGGAUGACCUCACGCUGGCCCGGACUCUGCUGCCAUUAAAACCGGGUCCCUUUGCCACAGCGGUAGCGUUGUCUCCGGAUCCGCAAGGCAUUUUCGCAGCCGAGAAAGCGAACUCCAGCCUGAAAGUCCACAGCAGAAAAGAAGAUGCGCGCACUCAUUCCAGAGCCCAAGCCUGGAGACCUGAUCGAGAUUUUCCGUCCCUUCUACAGACACUGGGCCAUCUACGUUGGCGAUGGAUAUGUGGUCCACCUGGCCCCCCCAAGCGAAAUCGCUGGGGCAGGUGUGGCCAGUGUCAUGUCUGCCCUGGCCGACAAGGCGAUAGUGAAGAAGGAACUACUGUACGAUGUGGCCGGGAGAGACAAGUACCAGGUCAACAACAAACAUGAUGACAAGUACCCGCCGCUGCCUCCCAGCAAAAUCGUCCAGCGGGCGGAGGAGCGGGUGGGGCAGGAGGUCCUCUACAAGCUGACCAGCGAGAACUGUGAGCACUUCGUCAAUGAGCUGCGCUACGGGGUCUCACGCAGCGACCAGGUCAGAGACGCCAUCACGGCAGUUAGCAUCGCAGGAGUGGGCUUGGCAGUCGCGAGCCUCAUCGGAGUUAUGGUCUCAAGAAACAAGCGACAAAAGCAAUAAGUUGAAGGGACCGUCCUGACAGCAAUUACUUUAUACAUCAAGGCGUGGGGGGCUUGUUUUGCUAGAGCUUUUGAGGUCUGGUUUAUGGAUUUCAUUCUGUUUUUAUAAUAAGGCUUAUUUUCAUAGAAUUAAAUAAAGCCCAAUAAGGGAAGAUUUUAUUGGGGGAAAUGCAGCAAAAA
Pteropus alecto (black flying fox) is the source of this 872-nucleotide messenger RNA. RefSeq names its product HRAS-like suppressor 3. The record is from RefSeq and is a predicted model, not a curated record. Gene Ontology annotation, cellular component: cytoplasm. Lineage: Eukaryota; Metazoa; Chordata; Mammalia; Chiroptera; Pteropodidae. The transcript has 5 exons. Gene Ontology annotation, biological process: N-acylphosphatidylethanolamine metabolic process. The coding region runs from base 205 to 693 and encodes 162 amino acids. Gene Ontology annotation, molecular function: A2-type glycerophospholipase activity; glycerophospholipid phospholipase A1 activity.